Molecule: messenger RNA, 750 nt
Organism: Pyricularia oryzae 70-15
Lineage: Eukaryota; Fungi; Ascomycota; Sordariomycetes; Magnaporthales; Pyriculariaceae
Exons: 3
Coding region: 1-750 (249 amino acids)
Source: RefSeq, a predicted model, not a curated record
AUGAAGUACUUUAGCUUGAUCGUCGCCGCUUCGUCGGUGCUGCCCAGUUUGAUAAACGCCCAUUACCUGUUCCCUCACCUUAUGUACAAGGGCCAGAAGACCAAGGAGUUUGAGUAUGUGCGACAGCAUGACAACGGCUUCCAGCCGUCGUGGGACAAUGGCAACAUCCUCAAGUCCAACGAUCUUCGGUGCAACAAGGGCUCCGAGAAGCACGCGAAAGAGCCAAAGGCGGCCAAGGUCGUGGCCGGUCAGGAUGUUAUCGGCUUUGCCACCAACAUUGGCCAAAAGUUCGGCCACCCAGGCCCUCUCACGAUGAUGAUGAGCAGAGCACCAGGUGACGUCAAAGACUACAUGGGUGACGGCGAGUGGUUCACUGUUUACCAGUUGACCACUACGACGCCAUGGAACGGAACCGACCAAGGCUGGCUGUCGUGGAACAAGAACCAGUUCACCUUCAAGCUGCCCCUCGAGAUCCCCAAGGGCCAGUACCUCCUGCGCAUCGAGCACAUGGCCGUCCACCCGCCCAACAAGGGCAAGGAGUUCUACAUGCAGUGCGCCCACCUCGACGUCCAGUCCGACUACAACGGCAGCCCUCCCGGACCCACCUACAAGAUCCCCGGCGGUCUCACCAAGGACUCCAAGGCCGUCCAGCUCGACAGCUGGGCCGACAAGAAGACCCUCACCGUUGCCCCGAGGCCCUGGUCCGACAAGCUGUGGCCCAACGAUGACCAGUUCAACAAGAUCAUCUGA